AUGUCGUACUCGCCUAUCGCAGCCGACUCGGACACGGACGACGCCAUCCAGCUGCGCGCGCUCGCCGGCCCCUCUCGUCCUCAUCUCCCCACCUCGUCCUCCUCCCUCCGACCCGAACCCGUCUCGCCCGAGCAGCUGCGGCGCAGCCCGUCGCCUCGACAUGUACGGCCGCCUGGCUACGAGGCCGAGAGCGACGACGACGAGGAGAUCCAGCAGCUCAUGGACGACCUCGACAGCUCGACGGCCGACGAGGCGGCGAGGCGGGGCAAGCGCGGGACCGAGGGGCAGGACGACGAGGACGAGGCGAGGUUCAGGGAGGACGAGAUAGACAGCGCGGUGGCUAUCGUGCGCAAGGUGGUGCCAGAGUCGGACGACCCGUCUCUUCCCGGGUUGACGCCUCGCGUGUUCAUCCUCGGGACGGUCCUGUGCGUGUUUGGCGCCUCGGUCUCGCAGAUCUUCUUCUUCAAGAGCAACGCUCCGUCCUUCUCGUCCUUCUUCAUCAUCCUCCUGUCGUUCCCGCUCGGCCGUCUCUCGGACCGCUUCUUUCCGGAGCGACUCGUGCCCGGCCCGUUCGGCAAGAAGGAGCAUCUCCUCGUGGCCAUCCUCGCAGGCUCGGGCGCCAACGCGGCGUACGCCGGCGAGAUCAUUGCCGUCCAGUCGCUGUACUACAAGACGGACCUCGGCAUGUUCGGCGGUCUACUUCUGCUGCUCAGCACGCAGCUCAUCGGGUUCGGCUUGAGCGGGUUGACCUACAAGCUCCUCGUCCGGCCGACCGUCAUGGUCUGGCCCUCGCAGCUCGUCACGGUCGCCCUGUACGUGACGCUGCACGGUGGCGCCAAGGAGCUGCAGCAGCAGACGCGCGACCGCAUGCGCUUCUUCCUCAUCGCCUUCGUCGCCAUCUUCGUGUGGCAGUUCCUCCCGGCGGUCGCGUUCCCGACCUUGACGAGCAUCGCGACGCUCUGCAUCAUCGACAAUCGCAGCUGGAUCCUGCGCACGCUCGGCUCGGGCUACGACGGCUUCGGGUUCUUCAACUUUUCGCUCGACUGGUCCGUCAUCGGCGGCACGGGCGCCCUGUACACGCCCUUCUUCGCGCAGAGCUCGUACUUUGCGGGCCUCGCCCUCAACCUCUGGGUCAUCUUCCCGAUCCUGUACUUUGGCUUCAACCUGUGGGACGCCCAGUCGUUCGACUCGCCUCUCGCAGCUCACCUCUACAACUCGACAUUCGGCCGUCUCGACGUCCUCGAGAUCCUCGAUCCCGAUCUGUCGCUCAACGAGGACAAGUACGCCGAGGUCGGCCCACUGCGCCUCACGCCAUUCUUCGCCCUGUCGUACGGUGUCAGCUUCGCCGUCCUUACGAGCGCCCUCGUCACGGUCGGUCUUUGGCACUGGGGCGACAUCAAGGCGGCGCUGUGGGCCAAAAAGGACGCUCGGGCCGACAUCCACGUCGAGAUGCUCGAGCGCUCGUACGAGCCGGUGCCGCCGUCAUACUACGCCGCCAUCUUUGGCGUCAACCUCGUCGCGGCCAUGGUCCUCCUCACGUUCUACCCGCUCCAGCUCCCGAUCUGGGGCCUCUUCCUCGCCAUCGCCAUCGCCAUCGUCUUCCUCGUGCCAGUCGGCAUCAUCGCGGCCAUCACCAAUACGGUGCUCGGCCUCAACGUCAUCACCGAGUUUGUCGCCGGCUGGAUCUGGCCGGGCAAGCCACUCGCGAACGUCACGUUCAAGUGCAUGGGCUACAUGUGCAUGCUCCAAAGUCUCGACCUCUCGGCAGACCAGAAACUCGGCCUCUACAUGAAGAUCCCGCCCAAGCACCUGUUCAUCAGUCAGUGCUACGGCACGGCGCUCGGCUCGGUCGUCAACUUCCUCCUCAUCCAGGGCGUCAUCGCCGCCAAGCGCCCUUACCUCGACGGCACCCUCAACGACCCGACGCAGCAGUGGAGCGGCCGGAAACCCGAGAUCUUCUUCACCGCCAGCAUCAUCUUUGGCGCCAUCAGCCCGAGCAAGUUCUUCGACGGGCAGUACCACGUCCUGUACUGGGGCUUCCUCGCCGGCGCCGUCCUCCCGCUCGUGCCCUGGCUCGUGUACAAGCGCACGGGCAACAAGUUCUGGCGGCAGAUCAGCGUCCCGCUCGUCCUCCACGGCUCGAUCGGCCCGCCGCAGACGCCCAUGAACGUCCUCAUCCCGGGCUUCAUCGUCUCGUGGCUCAGCCAGUACUGGGCCUUGCGGUACCGCCCUCGCUGGUUUGAGAAGUACUGCUACGUCCUCUCGAGCGCGCUCGACGCCGGCACGUCGAUCAACGCGCUCACGAUCUACGUCCUCGGGCUCGGCAGCUUCUGGGCGUGGUGGGGCAACUCGAACGUCGACGCCGAGCACUGUGCGCCUGGGUCGUGAGCGUCGCGCUUGUACUUUGUGUAGUCGGUCGAGGGAGGGCAA
Molecule: messenger RNA, 2430 nt
Organism: Rhodotorula graminis WP1
Lineage: Eukaryota; Fungi; Basidiomycota; Microbotryomycetes; Sporidiobolales; Sporidiobolaceae
Exons: 14
Coding region: 1-2388 (795 amino acids)
Biological process (GO): transmembrane transport
Molecular function (GO): oligopeptide transmembrane transporter activity
Source: RefSeq, a predicted model, not a curated record